Molecule: messenger RNA, 2299 nt
Organism: Quercus robur (English oak)
Lineage: Eukaryota; Viridiplantae; Streptophyta; Magnoliopsida; Fagales; Fagaceae
Product: probable alkaline/neutral invertase D
Exons: 5
Coding region: 264-1949 (561 amino acids)
Biological process (GO): sucrose catabolic process
Molecular function (GO): sucrose alpha-glucosidase activity; endo-alpha-N-acetylgalactosaminidase activity
Source: RefSeq, a predicted model, not a curated record
UGGAACACAUGCUCAUUUUUUCUCCUCUUCUUCCUCGCUCUUUUAUUCUUUUUUAUUUUUUAUUUUUUCCUCCUCCUCCUCCGACCACCACAGAGUGCCGGCGAAUUCGCCGGCGAUAAAACGACACCGUCUAUCCUCCUCCUCAUCCUUCCUAUUUCAGCUUCGCUCUUCUCUCUCUCCCUCCCUCUCCUUAUUUGGAUCUUUUGUCUCUUUUCAGAUCUGGUUGUUCAGAGUUCGAUUUUGAGAGAGAGAGAGAGAGAGAUAUGGAUGGGAGCAAAGAGAUGGGAGUAGGUGUGGGACUUAGAAACGUGAGCUCGCAUUGCUCCAUCUCGGAAAUGGACGACUACGAUCUCUCUCGUCUUCUCGAUAAGCCGAGGCUCAACAUCGAGAGGCAGAGGUCGUUCGACGAGAGAUCGUUGAGUGAGUUGUCGAUCGGUCUAGCCAGAGGAGGAUUAGAUAACUUUGAGAGCACGUGCUCCCCCGGAGGAAGGUCCGGGUUUGAUACCCCGGCUUCUUCGGCUCGUAACUCAUUCGAGCCUCAUCCAAUGGUUGCUGACGCUUGGGAGGCUCUUCGCCGCUCUUUGGUGCAUUUUCGGGGUCAGCCGGUUGGGACUAUUGCUGCUGUUGACCAUGCCUCUGAGGAAGUUCUAAACUACGAUCAGGUUUUUGUACGAGAUUUUGUUCCUAGUGCUUUGGCUUUCCUGAUGAAUGGUGAGCCUGACAUAGUCAAGAAUUUUCUCUUGAAGACUUUGUACCUUCAAGGGUGGGAAAAAAGAAUAGACAGAUUUAAACUUGGGGAAGGUGCAAUGCCAGCCAGCUUCAAAGUUCUUCAUGACCCUAUUCGAAAAACAGAUACACUUAUUGCAGAUUUUGGUGAGAGUGCCAUUGGGAGAGUUGCUCCCGUUGACUCUGGAUUUUGGUGGAUAAUUCUGCUGAGAGCUUAUACAAAGUCCACAGGGGAUUUAACUCUUGCAGAAACAUCAGAUUGUCAAAAGGGGAUGAAGCUUAUUUUAACUUUAUGUCUGUCGGAGGGGUUUGAUACAUUCCCAACUCUGCUUUGUGCAGAUGGAUGCUCUAUGAUUGAUCGAAGAAUGGGCGUAUAUGGUUAUCCAAUUGAAAUUCAGGCACUUUUCUUUAUGGCGUUGAGAUGUGCUUUGGCAAUGCUUAAACCUGAUACAGAAGGAAAAGAAUUUAUAGAGCGAAUUGUGAAGCGUUUGCAUGCAUUGAGUUAUCACAUGCGAAGUUACUUUUGGCUUGACUUCCAACAGCUAAAUGACAUUUACCGCUACAAGACUGAGGAGUACUCACAUACUGCAGUAAAUAAGUUUAAUGUUAUUCCUGAUUCGAUCCCAGAAUGGGUAUUUGAUUUUAUGCCAACACGUGGUGGUUACUUUAUUGGAAACGUUAGUCCUGCAAGAAUGGAUUUUCGAUGGUUUGCAUUAGGCAAUUGUGUUGCGAUUAUGUCAUCUCUUGCAACACCUGAGCAAUCAAUGGCUAUUAUGGAUCUUCUUGAAUCUCGCUGGGAAGAGUUGGUUGGAGAGAUGCCUCUGAAAAUAAGUUAUCCUGCUAUAGAAAGUCAUGAGUGGAGAAUUGUAACUGGUUGUGAUCCCAAGAAUACCAGAUGGAGUUACCAUAAUGGAGGAUCUUGGCCAGUGCUUUUGUGGCUGCUGACAGCUGCUUGCAUUAAAACGGGACGACCACAAAUUGCAAGACGAGCAAUUGAGCUUGCUGAGAAUCGUCUGCUGAAGGAUAACUGGCCAGAAUAUUAUGAUGGGAAAACCGGGAGGUAUAUUGGGAAGCAGGCAAGAAAGUACCAGACAUGGUCAAUUGCAGGAUAUUUGGUGGCAAAGAUGAUGCUAGAGGAUCCAUCACACUUGGGAAUGAUUUCACUGGAAGAGGACAAGCAAAUGAAGCCAGCUCUUAAGAGGUCGUCAUCUUGGACUUGCUGAAAAGCUCAAGCAAGGAAAAGCAAAUAGGAGAAAAAGAAUAGAGAAAAAGAGGUGGUGAAACAUCUUGUUAUAUAAAUCAAAUACUAUUCUUUGGUGCUUCCUGCCUUGUACGGCUUCAUUCAAAGUUUGCUUGUGUACAAUAGCCUGUGCUAAGACUAGUUUUGUGAUUUUCCAAAUAAAAGAUGCAUUUUGUUAUUCAAGUUAUAAACUUUGGGAGGCAUUCUGCAAAUGCCAUGGUGCCAAUUUUUAUUAGCUCUUUACAGGCUAAAUGGUGGUGUCAAGUCUUUGCUUUACCAGAUAAGAGACAUUGUGGAUGAUCUUAUAAAUAUAUUGUGGACUUUUUAUUAAAA